AUGGAAAUGCUUCGAACAGCAGCAGUCAGAACCGGAUUCUCAGGACCUUCAACCUUGUGUGCUCAAGCGGGCCCAAGGCUGCUGCGUCAAAACCCGGGCCUAUCAUCAAUCAGAUCUUUUUCCGCGUCAGCCAACCGCAACGUGAAGAUUCUGUCUGUUUUAUAUGAUGGAGGUGAACAUGCCAAACAGCAACCACGACUGCUAGGGACGACCGAGAAUGAGCUGGGUCUCAGGAAAUGGCUUGAAAACCAGGGCCAUACUCUCGUUACCACCUCUGACAAGGAGGGCCCGAACUCGGUGUUUGAAAGAGAGCUCCCAGAUGCAGAGAUCCUUAUCACCACCCCAUUCCACCCGGCCUACCUCAACGCCGACCGAUUAGAGAAGGCCAAAAAGCUCAAACUAGCCGUAACUGCUGGUGUCGGAUCAGACCACAUCGACCUCAAUGCCGCGAAUAAGACCAACGGCGGUAUCACCGUCGCAGAGGUCACAGGCUCCAACGUGGUGUCGGUCGCCGAGCAUGUGGUCAUGACUAUGCUCGGCCUGGUCCGUAACUGGAUUCCAGCACACGAACAGAUCGAACGGGGUGAAUGGAAUGUUGCCCAGGUCGCACGGAAUGAGUAUGACCUGGAAGGUAAGGUGGUGGGCACAGUUGGCAUCGGAAGGAUUGGCCAACGUGUUCUACGACGAUUGAAGCCGUUUGACUGCAAGGAGCUCCUCUACUACGAUUACCAGCCUCUCAACCCUGAUGUGGAAGCCGAAAUUGGCUGCCGAAGAGUGGAGAGUCUAGAGGAUAUGGUAGCCCAGUGCGACAUUGUCACUAUCAACUGCCCGCUACACGAGAAGACUUACGGCCUGUUCAACGAGGAGCUGAUCUCGAAGAUGAAGAAAGGCUCAUGGAUCGUCAACACUGCCCGCGGCGCAAUCGUCGUGGCCGACGACAUCGCGGCUGCUCUGAAGUCAGGCCACCUGAACGGGUACGGCGGCGACGUCUGGUUCCCCCAGCCCGCGCCACGAGACCACCCGCUUCGCUAUGCAAAGAAUCCCCUCGGAGGAGGUAACGGCAUGGUCCCCCAUAUGUCGGGCAGCUCGCUGGACGCGCAGAAGCGCUAUGCCGACGGGGUCAAGAGGAUCCUCCAGAGCUACCUGAGUGGCACGCACGAUUACGAACCGGCGGAUCUGAUUGUCUACCAGGGAGACUACGCCACACGGUCGUAUGGCCAGAGGAAGAAGAAUUGA
Molecule: messenger RNA, 1236 nt
Organism: Fonsecaea nubica
Lineage: Eukaryota; Fungi; Ascomycota; Eurotiomycetes; Chaetothyriales; Herpotrichiellaceae
Product: formate dehydrogenase
Exons: 4
Coding region: 1-1236 (411 amino acids)
Cellular component (GO): cytosol
Molecular function (GO): formate dehydrogenase (NAD+) activity; oxidoreductase activity, acting on the CH-OH group of donors, NAD or NADP as acceptor; NAD binding
Source: RefSeq, a predicted model, not a curated record